Lycium ferocissimum is the source of this 1342-nucleotide messenger RNA. RefSeq names its product serine/threonine-protein kinase STY13-like. The coding region runs from base 265 to 1323 and encodes 352 amino acids. The record is from RefSeq and is a predicted model, not a curated record. Lineage: Eukaryota; Viridiplantae; Streptophyta; Magnoliopsida; Solanales; Solanaceae. Gene Ontology annotation, biological process: protein phosphorylation. Gene Ontology annotation, molecular function: protein kinase activity; ATP binding. The transcript is spliced from 6 exons.
GAAACGCCACAGAGAAGAGAAAAAGGGGGAAAAAAGAAGAAGCAUUCUCUGUUUCCUAAUAUUUUACAUCUAUUAAUCUUAGUGCAUGAGUUCUGGGGUGUGUUUUGCUAAAAGUAAAGCAUUUACAAGUUUCUAGUUAUCAUCGUAUAGCUGUGUACUUGAGCUUUGAGUACAACUUUUGUACUGAUUUAUUUCAAUUCUAGUGUUCAAAUAUAUGUAAAAUAGUCCAUUCUGGGAGCUUUGGUGAAUGCAUUGUGUGGGGAAAUGGGAUCUGUAAAUGAGUUUUAUUCAGUUGAAGAGUUCAAUUUGGAGUGCAAGUGGUUGAUUGAUCCAAAGCAUCUCUUUGUUGGUCCAAAGAUUGGAGAAGGUGCCCAUGCCAAAGUCUAUGAGGGAAAAUACAAAAACCAGAAUGUAGCGAUAAAGAUCCUUCAUAAAGGGGAGACACAGGAGGAGAUUGCCAAGCGAGAAGCUAACUUUAGUAGAGAGGUUGCGAUGUUAUCCAGAGUUCAACACAAGAACUUAGUGAAGUUCAUAGGAGCUUGCAAGGAGCCUAUCAUGGUCAUUGUAACUGAACUUCUUCUAGGUGGAACAUUAAGGAAGUACUUGCUGAAAAUGAGGCCAAGGUGCUUCGAUAUGCAUGUUGCUAUUGGAUAUGCCCUUGAUAUAGCUCGUGGAAUGGAGUUUUUGCACUCUCAUGGAAUCAUCCAUCGUGACCUAAAACCUGAAAACUUGCUCCUGACAGCAGACCACAAAACCAUCAAACUUGCUGAUUUUGGUUUGGCAAGAGAAGAGUCAUUGACAGAGAUGAUGACAGCUGAAACUGGAACAUAUCGCUGGAUGGCUCCAGAGCUCUACAGCACAGUCACUUUAAGGCAAGGAGAGAAGAAGCAUUAUAACCACAAAGUGGACUCCUAUAGCUUUGCAAUUGUCUUAUGGGAGCUCAUACAUAACAAAUUACCAUUCGAAGGCAUGUCUAACUUGCAGGCUGCCUAUGCUGCUGCAUUUAAGAAUACCAGGCCAAGCGCCGAUGAUCUUCCUCAGGAUAUGGCCUUAAUAGUGACUUCCUGUUGGAAAGAGGAUCCAAAUGCUCGUCCCAACUUCACUCAGAUAAUACAGUUGCUUCAACAUUAUCUUUCGACAAUUUUGCCCACAAAGCCUGUGCUAUCACUCAGGAUUUUCACUUCAGACACUGCUGUCUUGCCACCCGAGUCUCCCGGUACAAGAGCUUUAAUGGCUAAGUGUGAUGACUCAACUGAGACCCCUACUACACCCUUGGAGAACACACCAAGUGGUAUCUUCUUCUGUUUUAACCGAUGUUACUGAUCCCAAAGGGAAAAUUGUU